Messenger RNA from Notechis scutatus (mainland tiger snake), 1407 nucleotides. RefSeq names its product UBX domain protein 10 (gene UBXN10). Lineage: Eukaryota; Metazoa; Chordata; Lepidosauria; Squamata; Elapidae. Gene Ontology annotation, molecular function: protein binding. The record is from RefSeq and is a predicted model, not a curated record.
GUGGAAACGCGGCGCUGUUUACCACCGAGAACGGGCCGCCUGCGCGCAGGCCGCUGGAUGGAGUUGCGGCCAGGCUGCAGGACCAGCGAUUCCCCCCGAGACCCUCCUGGACUGACGGCCUUCCUGAUGCCCGGAGCCGCCAGUCGCCCGGAGCCCAUGGAGCAUCCUCGGCAGGCCUCCUGAAAAGCAAUGGCCGCUGCCUCACCUCUGACCAUCUCACCCUCUGAACGGAAGGUCCCCUUCGGCAUCGCAAAGUCUCCCGGCUGGCCGCCACUCCCCAGCGUCGCCAUGCAUGUCACCCGGCCAAAAUCCGCCAAGGGGCGCACCCGGUCCAGCCUGAGCUAUUCCCAGAGCCUGGGGGCCUACUCCUACCAAGUGCCAUCGUCCCCCCAGCCAGUCGCCCCCCCCGGGGAGGAAGCAGUCAGUGGCCGGAGGGCAGCCUCCACCCAGCCCAUCCAGGCGUUUCCAGCCGAAGUACCGGACCUCCUCCAGCAAGUGCCCACCAGGGCCUCGUCUUCCCUCAACAAGUACCGGGUGCUGCCAUCCAUCAGCAGGAAGGAACAGAGGACAGGUGCUGCCGAAGUGAUGUUUGAGCAGGUGGGUCAGCUCCCAGCCGGUGCCCAGGUGACGGCAGCAGCCGAGGAAGAGCAGGAGCCCCAGGAUCCUUCUCUGCCGAAGGGGCCCACCUCUUUCCUGCUGGAGCACGAGGGGGGAGGUGGAGAGUACCCCCAGGCCCCCUUUGCUCCCUUGGAGAGGCCUCAGAUGAAUAAAAAGAGGGAAGGAGGCUCUCCCACCACCACGCUGACCCUCAACCUGGAGGAGCCCUGCGAGGAGCCCCGGCUGCUGCUGGCCAUCCGCUCGCCUUCGGGGGAAAGGUUCGAACGCUACUUCCGGCCCACGGACAACCUGGAGAUGGUGGUGGCCGUGGCCGAGCAGAAGAAUGCCGCCACCUACCAGCACUGCAGAAUUGGGACGGUGGAAGUGCCCCGCAGGACCUUCUCGGACCUCAGCCGCUCUUUGCAGGACUGCGCCAUCCACCACAAGUCGGUGCUGCGCAUCCUGCUGGACAAGCAGCAGGGGGAGCUCUGAGCAGGAGCGCGGGUGCCUCGCAUUAAACGCCCCUGGAAGGAAACCCAGCCCCCUCCCACUCCUGUAGACCCAGCCGGGACCCCUCCCGGGACCCUCACUCACCCAGGUCUCCCUGCUCAGCCCAAAGGGGCCUUUGCUUUCAGGUGCCCUUGGUCGUCCCCCGUCCCCCCAUUCCACCUGGUGGGCAGGGGUUUUAUGCUGGGGGGAGUUUCUUCCCAUCCCUCAAUCUUUCCUUCCUUCUCCCUUUUCUGAUCCUUCCGUCCCUCCCUGAUUCAAUUUGAUGUGGAUCUAGAAGAGGGGUAAGGAAACUGCUGGCAA